Aspergillus ruber CBS 135680 is the source of this 2448-nucleotide messenger RNA. RefSeq names its product HET domain-containing protein. NCBI's taxonomy places the organism in Eukaryota, Fungi, Ascomycota, Eurotiomycetes, Eurotiales, Aspergillaceae. Bases 125 to 2215 code for a protein of 696 amino acids. The transcript has 2 exons. The record is from RefSeq and is a predicted model, not a curated record.
UAAGCGUGCAUAAGUCCUGCAUGCGGGGUUGAACACCCAAGGUGACUAUCUGGUCUGUUGUAUCCCGGCCACCCCAAAAUGCAGCAUUCCAAGCGGUCUUCUUCAGUACAAUAUUUCUCCGGCUAUGGAACUUUGCGAUGACUGUACCCGAAAAAUACAGGACACUCUCAACUGUGGGAUCAGGGAAUAUGUCCAAGGCGAGCUACCCCGCUAUCCCCAGCUAUGCAAACGCUUGUGCUGGAUGUGCAAAAGGUUCAUUUCUUGGGUGCAAGAUACACAUCCCACACUGUUCAAGAAAUGGCGAGGCUCGCCAUUGACGGUAAUUUUCAAGCUAUCAUCUUCGGCGACGAUGGAAGAUGGGCCGCGCAACCCGGGACAUUUACUACCCUGCGAGGUUGAAGUCAUCCCUCUUUUUCGGGGAGAGUUGGUCGACGACUAUGGCUGUGUGAUUGGCUUGGACUUCAUGUCAGAAGAAGACUUUUUUCAUUCGACAAAUAUCGCCUCGAGGCAUCGACCUGUGACGUUGGACCUCGACCUUAUAAAAAGUUGGAUUGAUAAUUGCACCAGAAAUCACAGGAGAUGUACGAACCACCUAUCUCAGCCUUGGUAUCCGACCCGACUGCUGCGCGUGGCUUCGGGAAGACUCCCCACUGGCGUCAGACUGGUAAUCACCAAAGACACUCCUAUCAAGGGCCCAUAUAUAACCCUUAGUCAUCGGUGGCCACCACACGCACAUCGUUUCCCAAUGUUGCGGUCCUCGACAUUCUCUCAAUUCCAGCGGGGGAUUAACGUUCAGCGACUUCCUCGGGUUUUUCAAGACACAAUAGACCUAACCCGUCAACUGGGAGUGGAAUAUUUGUGGAUAGACUCCUUAUGUAUCAUACAAGAUGAGGAUGACCACUCAGACUGGGAUCACGAGUGCCUCACUAUGGACAAAGUGUAUUCACACGCAUUCCUAAAUAUAUCUGCGACAUCGUCUCAGAAUGGAACAGAGUCACUUUUUCAUCACCACCAUUCGCAAACACCGUCUCUCCCUCCCAGAAUUAGCGUAAAUGCGCGUGGAAAUAGAGAGGAGCAGUAUGUUCUCAACAGCAAUUUCUGGCAUAAUGAAAUAAGCGACGGGCCUCUCAACAGCAGAGGAUGGGUGUUCCAGGAAAGAUUUUUGGCAUGCAGAGUACUCCACUUUGGACAGUACCAGAUGGGAUGGGAAUGCCAGGCGUCUGAAGCCAUAGAAGCAUUUCCUGACGGAUUACCACCGUCGUUGACGGUGGGAUCUAGGAGCAAGCCAGGUAACCAUGAGGCCCUAAGAAAAGCUUCUCAAGCAGUUCUAUCCCAAGCACAGAUUGUGCAAAAUGGACUGCUGAUACCUUCUCCUGCUGCGGAUCUACGAUUCACUGAAUGGUGGAACUGCCUGAUUGAGGAUUAUUCUAGAUGCAAAUUUACAUUUACAAAGGAUAAGCUAAUUGCCUUGUCGGGGAUCGCAAAAUGUGUCGCAAAGAGUCGGCCGGCAGAUCGGUAUCUGGCUGGCAUGUGGCAAAGUUGCAUGGUGUAUGGCCUGGCCUGGUUCCGGAUUCACGACCCUGAACGCGUUUAUUCCAAUACCGGCUCUUCUGAAUUUCACGCACCGAGCUGGUCGUGGGCGUCCUUUGAUGGUGAGGUGUGCUUUCCGACAAUCACACCUGGCAAUCGGGAAUGUUUCGCCAAAGUUGUCCGUAUAGCCGAGGACUCUAUGCUUCCAGAGGGUGCUGUGUAUGCUAAUGCAAAUAUGUCACCACAUACAUACAGUUCCAUCAAGGUUGAAUCCUUCCUCUUUCCGCUGCAUGUGAACUGGUCAGAAAAGUCUAUCGAGAGUGUUAUGCUUGUUGAUUUCGGGCUUUGCUUCAGUGAAGAUGAUGAAUUGUUUGGUGCUGAAAUUGACAUUGAAGAGGACGAGAUAGUUAAAAGCAUGACAUCUCGAUAUCCAUUAUUUCUGGUACCUCUAUACGCGACCAUCUACUUUCUGCAGGCAAUGAUACUAGUCAGUGCAGAAAGCCAGGGCAAUGUUUACUACCGGCUCGGAAUGAUCGAAAUUCCCAUUAAGGUACAGGACGCGAACAACGAAGAAGCAGAUCAGAUACAUUUGAAUUGGAACGCGCUGUACUUGAUGCAGCAUAUGGAGAGGCAUAAUAAAGGUAUGGAGAGAAACAGUCGUUACUCUGCUUUUGAAAUAUUAUAAAUGAGCAUGGAUAUAUUGUUCAAGGGUUAUAAGACCCCAAUCAGCUGUACUUAGAAUCGACCAAUGAUACCGUUACAGCGUGUAGACAAGUAUUUUGCUGGAUACAAAUAGCCUGGCUCAUGGUAGAAAGAAUUGUAAUAGUUUGGAAAAUAAUGUGGUUAACUUCCUGCAAUUCAACAAUACAAUCAAUGAGAGAACGCGUUUGAUUGGGAGCUUCCCAUGACCUUUGACGG